Messenger RNA from Macrosteles quadrilineatus (aster leafhopper), 2149 nucleotides. RefSeq names its product tyrosine-protein phosphatase non-receptor type 4-like. The annotation marks the transcript as partial. NCBI's taxonomy places the organism in Eukaryota, Metazoa, Arthropoda, Insecta, Hemiptera, Cicadellidae. Gene Ontology annotation, molecular function: cytoskeletal protein binding. Gene Ontology annotation, cellular component: cytoskeleton. The transcript has 15 exons. The record is from RefSeq and is a predicted model, not a curated record.
CGCUGUUGUGUCUGUUUAGAUUAUGAUGUUUUGUUUUUAUAAAGUAUCAUUUGUCUGUUUUAAUUCUCAAUAAUUAUUUGUCAUAUUAUAAUGUGUGUGAUAAAUGUAAAUAUAUUUAUGUUCCGGAAUAUUAUAUUCCACUUUCUAUGAGACAAUGGAAUUGGUAUUUUCAACGCUUUGAAGAAUCUGGUCAUAUGAUUGAGGAUGAUUGAGAGCGUGUCGCGGCGCGCCCUCGGGGGCUCCAGCGGGACGUACAACGUGCGAGCGUCGGAGCUGGCGCGUGACAGACUAAAGACACUCAGCGCGACUGUCGUGUUCCUGGACGACACGCAGCACUGCUUCCAACUAGAGAAAAGAGCCAAGGGGCAAGUCUUGCUGGAGUCAGUCUUUCAACAUCUGGAGCUGAUAGAGAAAGAUUAUUUUGGACUGCAAUUCUCUGAAACCGGAGUACUUCCUAACCCACCUAAUUCUGAUCUCAUGCGCUGGCUAGACCCUGUGAAACCAGUCAAAAAGCAGUUAAGAGGCAAUGGAAACCUGUAUUUCUGCGUCAAGUUCUACGUGUCAGACCCCAGCAAGCUGCAGGAGGAGUACACAAGGUACCACUUCUAUCUACAGAUACGCAAGGACAUUAUGACUGGUCGUCUGCUACUACCUCCUAGCACUGCGUGUCUACUGGCCAGCUACACUGUGCAGUCUGAGCUGGGAGACUACAAUCCCGAGGAGCAUGGACCGAGGUAUCUGUCUGGUCUACAGCUGGUCCCCAACCAGACUGACGAGAUGGAGAAGAAGAUUGCUGAGCUCCACAAACUACACAAGGGCCAAACACCAGCUGAUGCGGAGUUUAACUUCCUAGAUCAUGCCAAGCGUCUGGAGAUGUAUGGAGUUGACCUUCACAAAGCCAGGGAUGUGGGAGGCAAGGAGCUGCAGCUGGGGGUCACAUCAAUGGGGUUAGUCGUGUUCCAGAACGGAGUCAGGAUCAACAUCUUCUCCUGGGGGAAAAUCGUCAAGAUAUCCUUCAAGAGGAAACAGUUCUUCAUUCAGCUGCGGAGGGAACAGAGUGAAAACUACGACACGUUGCUGGGGUUCAACGUGGUGACGUAUCGCUCGUGCAAGAACUUGUGGAAGUCUUGUGUCGAGCAUCACACGUUCUUCCGACUGCACUCUCCGCAGACCUCGCGCGGACGACGCUUCCUCUCACUUGGGUCAAAGUUCUCCUACUCGGGUCGCACUCAGUGUCAGACGUUGGAGGACUCGCGUAGCUCGCAGCGCACGGUCGACCGAACUUUCAUACGCAGCCCUACUAAGCGGGUGAUACGUCAAACGGUGCCACAGCCUGGUGGGUUGAAGGCUAGUGGGGGGCCGUCACUGCGACCUUCGCGACCACACGACCACAAGGUGACCAGUGUGGGUGCCCGGGAACCUCGCCUAGCCUGGGGAGAACAGAACACACACAUCUCUGAUGAGGAGGGAGGGUUUCUUGAGAGAGUAGACGAGCCUCAUGCAGCGUUCACUCCGGGAAUGCCAGCUCGCACCAUCACCUACGCAGACGACGAGACUGAUAGUGAUAGACUGUUUGAAACCCCCUUGUAUGGAGAACAACUACCUCCUGUACAGACGGAAGAAGGGCUAGUGUCCAUCAGGAUGAGGCCGGAUGAGCAAGGCAGGUUCGGGUUCAAUGUGAAGGGUGGAAGUGACCUGAACAUGCCUAUCCUAGUGUCCAGGGUGGCUCCUAACACGCCAGCGGACACUUGCUACCCCAAACUGAGCGAAGGGGACCAGGUGCUUCUAAUCAACGGGGUGGAUGUGGGUCACAUGCAGCAUGACCAGGUAGUGAAUCUGAUAAGAGCGGCCAGAGACUCCAGGAUGGGCGAACUCAUACUCACAGUCAGACCUAAUGCUGUGUAUGAAGCAGAUAACCUGGAGGAGGAGCCGGCAUAUCAGUAUGUGCCAGACACAGACACGCCACACCCCAUCACUUUAGGCAGCGACGCCCUCGGACAGUCCAUGCUGCUGCUGGCCGACGGACUGGCUAGCGGGGCGCUGCUGCAACAGUUUGACAAACUGUACCGUAAGAAACCUGGCAUGUCCACCGCAGACGCCAAGCGUGCCGAGAACCAAGUCAAAAACAGAUACAGAGACAUAUCACCAU